Momordica charantia (bitter melon) is the source of this 1581-nucleotide messenger RNA. Lineage: Eukaryota; Viridiplantae; Streptophyta; Magnoliopsida; Cucurbitales; Cucurbitaceae. The record is from RefSeq and is a predicted model, not a curated record.
UGAAUACGAGCUCGCCAUUUUUAUUCACAUUAACAAGAUGCCUUAGUACUGUACUUUGGUUUUUGCGUCACUGAUGGGAGAAAUUAACAAAGCAACCAGGAAGAUAGGGAGAGUAGGGCACUUGUUUUUGUAAAUUGAGAAAAUGGAUUUUCGGGCUGUUUACUCGCGGGGAUGGCUGCCCUAGGAUUUUUGCAUUAGAAGAAUUUUCGCCGAGGAAGCUCACGCUAGGCUCAUAACCGUAAUGUUGUAUCAUCUUUUAAUUAUCAGGAAUAUUGAGAUUUUUUUUUUCAAACGAAGUUCCAAGCUAUCAUUUCUGUUUCCCAGUUUUUGCAAGUGGGUGAAUGAUCAAUGCGCUUGGGCGUGUUAAUUAUACUGAAGAAAAAUGGGUUUUCAGUUUGCACCAGUGAUUUUUGAACGUGAUGGUUGGGGAGAUGGGAAGCUAAAAAGGCUUCAGGUGUAUGCUAAUUUGUGAAAUGAUAUGGCAAGUACUUUACCUUUUCAAAUUGGGCAACUGGUAGAAUCACGUUGCUUUCUCACUGGUUACCGUGGUGCUUGGUUCCGAUGUAAGAUUAAGGACAGUGGCUGGAGAAUGGGGAGUCUAUCUUAUGAAUUGGAAUUUGUUGACUUUCCGGAUGAAGAAGUAGUAUGGACAAAGCCAUUUCAAAAACCACCUGCAGCCUUUGGUAUCCCAUCAACUGGGCCAAAAGGGCAGUUGAUGGUGCGUCCUCAGUUUCCACAAGUGUAUCGUGAAAAACAAUUAUCUGAUGUUAGUACCAAUUCUCAGCUAGAGGUGACUGUUGUUGUGAAUGAUGUCUGGAAGGUUGGGGAUUUAGUUGAUUGGUGGAAGGAUAACUGUUAUUGGUCUGGCAAAAUUAUUGCUGUAUUGGGGGAUGAGGUGGUCAAGAUUGAACUGCUACCCCCACCAUUUGGUGAAGGAUUGACUUAUCGUGCCUCCUGCAAGGAUUUGCGGCCAUACUUAGACUGGUCUCCAGAGUCUGGUUGGGUAGUCCCAAAUAUGAAGGUGAAGGGAAGUACUCAAUGUGCUCGGGUGCUUAAACAUCCAAGUGGAGCCGAGAAUUUGAGUGAAGGAAAUGUUGGAAAAUCACAUGCUUCAUCCUCAGCUUUUCAGACUACAGAUAGUUCAAUGCAGCCUACACAUGAGACAGCAAGACCAUCGAAGCGACUGUGCAAUGACACGGCAUCGAAGGAGAAACACGAAGACACACCUGAAACAAAUUGUGGUCAGUCCUUAAAGGAUAUGGUGCCCAAUGUCACUUUGAAUUCCACGAACCAUGGUUCAUUAGAAGCUGCAAUUUUGGACAUGGAAGAGCUAAUAAACAGGAUUAAAUGGAUAAGACGCAUUUUAGAUGGAGGAAUAGCUCUGCAAAAUGCUUCAGGAUCUCCAUGGAAGUUUCUGGAACACCGACCUUCAUCUACACCAAAAUGAAGGCAUCAAAAGGAAGGUACUGUUAUGUUAUGUAUUAGUCUAGGACAUGAACUCUCUGUUGAAUGGUUUUGAAAAGUUGGGCUUAGAAAAUAACAAUCUUUGAGAUAAUUGAAUUCUUUUUCUCAAUUCAUUUA